GUUCGGUAGUUUCUACCGGACUUCCAGAAGAUGGGUACAGGUGGUGGGACACGAAUACCACUAUGGAUAUCAAUACUAGCACUUGCCUUCAUAGAGAUCAAAGUUCAAGCUCAGGAUGAUGAACCACAAACAAAAUCAAACUAUGUUUCUCCAUCCACCCUGCAGCGACAAAAAGAUUUUCCACCAGCUUCAAAAUCCCAUGAAGUGACAAUCAUUCCACCUUUUCCAAACAUACUGAAAGUAAAGGCUGGCAACCCCUCUCACAAUGGCCGUGUGUGCAGCACAUGGGGUAACUUCCAUUUCAAGACGUUUGACGGGGACAUCUUUUACUUCCCUGGGGCCUGCAAUUACAUCUUUUCAUCCAACUGCAAGUCUCCCUAUGAGGACUUUAACAUCCAGAUUAGGCGUACAAUGGUGGAAAAUGCUACCAUGAUCACUCGCGUCAUCAUGAAACUGGAAGGAGCAGUGAUUGAACUGACCCGUGGCACUGUCCGGCUUGAUGGCAAAUCAGUUCAGAUGCCCUACAGCCAUAUGGGAGUCUUCAUAGAGAGAAGUAACAGCUAUUUGAAAGUUUCUGCCAAGUUAGGACUGACCUUCCUUUGGAAUGAAGAGGAUGCUCUCCUGGUGGAACUAGAUAAGAAAUAUGCAAAUCAAACUUGCGGACUUUGUGGGGACUUCAAUGGAAUUCCAAUUAGCAAUGAAUUUAUUUCAGAGAAGACAAAACUGACUCCCAUACAGUUUGGAAACAGGCAGAAGAUGGAUGGACCAACAGAGCAGUGUGCAGAUCCUGUUCUUCCUGCAGUUCCGGUGAACUGCUCAGCUGAAUUUGCUUCUAUCUGUGAAACAGUAUUAACCAGUAAAGCAUUUACAAGCUGUAAUGCACUUGUGAAUGUUCAGGAUUACAUUGAAACUUGCAUACAAGACCUAUGCCACUGCGAUACCUCUAUGGCUGACUUCUGCAUGUGCAACACCUUUGCUGAAUACUCCCGGCAGUGUGCUCAUGCAGGUGGUCAGCCUCUGAAUUGGAGAACCUCAGAACUGUGUCCCAAAUCAUGUCCUUUCAACAUGCAACACCACGAGUGUGGCUCCCCCUGCUCUGACACAUGCAGCAACCCGGAACGAUCUGCACUUUGUGAAGAUCAUUGUACAGAUGGCUGUGUCUGUCCUCCAGGAAUGGUAUUUGAUGACAUUAAUGGUGCUGGCUGUAUUCCCCGUAAAGAAUGCCACUGUACCUAUGAAGGUGAAACUUAUGCUCCUGGUGCCUCCUUCUCAUCUAAAUGCAGAUCAUGUACCUGUGUUGGAGGUGAAUGGUCUUGUGUGACCCAGUCAUGCCUCGGGACUUGCAGCAUUGAAGGAGGCUCCCACAUUUCAACAUUUGAUGAGAAAUAUUAUUCCUUCUUCGGAGACUGUAGCUACGUCCUAACCAAGCUCUGUGACAGCAAUGAAUUCACUGUUCUGGGAGAUAUCCACAAGUGUGGCCUGACUGAUACUGAGACAUGCCUCAAGGGUGUAGCCGUCAGCCUAAGUGGAGGACAAACUAACAUUGUGAUCCAGCCUUCUGGCAGUGUAUUUGUGAAUAUGAUCUACACACAGCUGCCAUUCUCUGCAGCAAAUGUCACCAUCUUCAGACCAUCAUCUUUCUUCAUCAUUCUGCAAACAACUUUUGGUCUUCAGCUACAGGUUCAACUUGUGCCUGUCAUGCAACUUUUUAUAGACUUAGACCCAUCACACAAAGGGCAGACCUGUGGUCUCUGUGGAAACUUCAAUGACAUGCAGACAGAUGAUUUCAAAACCACCAGUGGUGUAACAGAGGGUACUUCAGCUGCCUUUGGCAAUACUUGGAAAACUAGGGCUGAUUGUCCUAAUGUCAAAAACACCUUUGAGAACCCGUGUUCUGUCAGCAUACAAAAUGACCAGUAUGCUCAGCACUGGUGUGGAAUGCUCUCCGAUACCACAGGACCUUUUGCUGAAUGUCACUCAACAGUGAAUCCAGAAGUUUACCAGAAGAACUGCAUGUUUGACACAUGCAACUGUGAGAAGAGUGAGGACUGCAUGUGUGCUGCCCUUUCUAGCUAUGUCAGAGCCUGUGCCGCUAAAGGAGUUCUCCUCACUGGAUGGAGAAGCAAAGCUUGCACAAAAUACACCACCUUGUGUCCGAAAUCCUUGAAGUACACUUACAAUGUCAAUUCCUGCCAACCCACCUGCCGGUCUCUGAGUGAGCCUGAUGUCACAUGUAGUAUCAAGUUUGUUCCAGUUGAUGGCUGUACCUGCAUAAAUGGAACCUACAUGGAUGAAAGUGGCAAAUGUGUGCCUGCUGCUAGCUGCCCUUGUUACUACAAAGGAAUGCCUCUGUCUUCUGGAGAAGUUAUUCAUGAUAAUGGUGUUGUCUGCACUUGCACCUAUGGAAAGCUGAGCUGCAUUGGAGAGAAACCUGAACCAGUCUGCGUACCUCCCAUGGUCUACAUUGACUGUGGCAAUACCACUGCAGAUACGAUAGGAGCGGGAUGCCAGAAAAGCUGUCAGACUCUAGAUAUGGAAUGCUACAGAACCCAGUGUGUCUCUGGCUGUGUAUGUCCUCAUAACCAAGUGUCAGAUGGCAAAGGUGGCUGUAUAGCUCCGGAAGAUUGUCCAUGUGUUCACAAUGGGAAUUCCUACAGUCCAGGAGAAUCAAUCAGAGUUGGCUGUAACAACUGUACAUGUAGAAACAGAAAAUGGCACUGUUCCGAGGAACCUUGCCUGGAAACCUGUUCUGUUUACGGAGAUGGGCAUUACACCACCUUUGAUGGCAAACGCUUUGAUUUUGAAGGAGAUUGUGAAUAUGUUCUGGUCCAGAACUACUGUGGUCAACAAGGUAUGAAUCAGGGAACCUUCAGAGUCAUCACUGAGAACAUUCCAUGUGGCACUACAGGAACCACCUGCUCUAAAUCUAUUAAAGUUUUCUUGGGGAACUAUGAGUUGGUACUCAGUGAUGGACACUCUGAUGUCAUCCAGAGGACACCUGGAGGAAAAAUGCCAUUCCAAAUACGUUCCAUGGGCAUCUACCUGGUGGUUGACACUACUGUUGGCCUGAUACUCAUGUGGGACAAGAAAACCAGUAUAUUCAUCAAACUUAGUCCCAGCUUUCAGGGACAUGUCUGCGGACUUUGCGGAAACUAUGAUGGCAAUGGAAACAAUGACUUCACUACUCGCAGUCAGUCUGUGGUAGGAAAUGUGCUGGAGUUUGCCAAUAGCUGGAAAGUGUCUUCUAGUUGCCCAAAUGCCAAUCGUACCAAGGAUCCAUGUACUGCGAACCCAUACAGAAAAGCCUGGGCACAGAAGCAAUGCAGCAUCAUUACCAGUGAAGUGUUUGCAAAGUGUCACUCCCAGGUUGAACCAAAUGAAUAUUAUCAAGCAUGUGUGGAUGAUGCUUGUGCCUGUGACACUGGAGGAGACUGCGAAUGUUUCUGUACAGCAGUAGCUGCCUAUGCUCAAGCAUGCAAUGAGCUGGACAUCUGCAUUUCAUGGAGAACCCCAUCUAUUUGUCCUCUGUUCUGUGAUUACUACAAUCCACAAGGGGAAUGUGAGUGGCACUACAAGCCAUGUGGAGCCCCUUGUAUGAAGACCUGCAAUAAUCCAAGCGGGAACUGUCUUCAUGAGUUGAGGGGUUUGGAAGGCUGCUACCCACACUGUCCAAAGAAUAAGCCCUAUUUUGAUGAAGAAACCAUGACUUGUGUUUCUAAUUGUGGUUGUUAUGACAACGGAAAAAAUUACAAACCAGGAAUGCAGAUGCCUUCAGAGCAGAACUGUCAAUCAUGUGAAUGCACAAAGAAUGGAAAAAAAUGCAAAUAUGAUGAAUAUGAAUGUGUGUGCAUUUAUGAGGGACAGAAAUACAACUAUAAAGAUGUGAUCUACAAUACUACAGAUGGCACAGGAGGGUGCAUUGUCGCAAUCUGUGGUCCCAAUGGAACACUUCAAAGGGUUGUCUAUGAAUGUCCAAUCUCAACAUCACCCACAACAGCAACCACGUUUCAUUUCAGCACUACGCCACCUGCCACUACUUCCACAGUGUCACCAACUACAUCAGUAUGUGUUCGUGAAGUCUGUGAGUGGUCAGAAUGGUAUGAUGGGAGUCUGCAAACCCCUGGCUACGAUGGUGGAGAUUUUGAAACCUUUGAUGAUUUGAGAGCUAAAGGUUAUGCAGUCUGUAAAGCUCCACGGGCUGUUCAAUGCAGAGCAGAGAAAUUUCCUGAUAUACCACUGAAGGACCUUGGCCAAAAAGUAGAAUGCAGUACAACAGCUGGGCUUAUAUGUUACAACAGAGAUCAAAUUUCAACACUGUGCAACAAUUAUGAAAUCAGAAUUUUAUGCUGUGUUUUUGUACCAUGCUCUUCCACAACACAUUUCAGUACAUCAAUACCGACCACAACAGCAGCUAAGAGCACAGAAACAUCAAGUCAAACUGAAGAAACUACAUCGUUUUCAACUACUAUAUCACCAGUUACUACAACUUACAAAACGACAAUAGUCACACCUUCAUCCACUCAUGAAACAACCACUAGCACAACAGAAAUGACACCUCCUGUCACAACUUCUCCUUCAACUCCUCUUUGCAUUAAAGAAGAAUGUUACUGGUCAAGGUGGUAUGAUGUAAGUUAUCCAGGCUCUGGAUACAAUGAUGGAGAUUUCGAUACAAUUCAGAACAUUGAAAAUAACGGAUACAAAGUCUGUGAUAAGAGAAAGGCUGUAGAAUGCAGAGCAGUAAGAUUCCCAAAUACACCAUAUCCCCUACUGGAGCAACACAUAACAUGUAAUACAGAAGAAGGAUUGAUAUGCUACAAUAAAGACCAAUUACCACCUAUUUGCUAUAACUAUGAAAUAAGAUUUCAAUGCUGUAGAAACAUAACAGCACCAUGCCACACAACAACAGCACCCCAUACAACUACAGAAGAAACAAAAACAACCCGAAUUUUCUCUACAACUCUAAGUACAUCAUCCACGGAAGUAACAUCAACACCUGGCUUACAAACAAAGCAUGAGACAACUACAGAAUCAACAACUCCACCAAAAACAGACUAUAUACAAAGCAGAAUUACAUCACAAUCAACAACACACAAACAAAAAGAAAUAACGACCACAACAUUCUCAAGCCCCACGACGACACCUCCCUCAUCCUACCCCGUUGAGAGCUACACCACCACCACCACCACAUCCACUACCACCUGUGAACCCGAAGUGUGCGCCUGGAGUGAAUGGUUCGACGUCGACUUCCCCUCCUCGGGGCCCAACCAGGGAGACUUUGAAACCUACCAGCACAUCCGGGCCGCCGGCAAGCAAGUCUGCCAACAUCCAAAGGAAAUCGAGUGCCAGGCGGAGGACUACCCCGACGUCGCCAUCCAACAGGUCGGGCAGGUCGUGCAGUGCGACGUCCACUUUGGACUGGUGUGCAAGAACGAAGAGCAGACUGGCAAAUUUAAGAUGUGCCUCAACUACAAGAUCCGCGUCCUCUGCUGCACACCUAACUACAAUUGCCACACCGCCACAUCCUUGCCCACCACCAGACCCACCGUCACCACCGUCCACGGGUCAGCCACCACCACCCCAACCUCCACCACUGUAACCACCUCCACCUCCACCACGCAGCCCACCUCCUCUGAAACCACAGCGCAAACCUCCACCACCACCAUCACCCCCACUACGACACCUCCCCCAUCCUACCCCGUUGAGAGCUACACCACCACCACCACCACAUCCACUACCACCUGUGAACCCGAAGUGUGCGCCUGGAGUGAAUGGUUCGACGUCGACUUCCCCUCCUCGGGGCCCAACCAGGGAGACUUUGAAACCUACCAGCACAUCCGGGCCGCCGGCAAGCAAGUCUGCCAACAUCCAAAGGAAAUCGAGUGCCAGGCGGAGGACUACCCCGACGUCGCCAUCCAACAGGUCGGGCAGGUCGUGCAGUGCGACGUCCACUUUGGACUGGUGUGCAAGAACGAAGAGCAGACUGGCAAAUUUAAGAUGUGCCUCAACUACAAGAUCCGCGUCCUCUGCUGCACACCUAACUACAAUUGCCACACCGCCACAUCCUUGCCCACCACCAGACCCACCGUCACCCCCUUCCGCGGGUCAGCCACCACCACCCCAACCUCCACCACUGUAACCACCUCCACCUCCACCACGCAGCCCACCUCCUCUGAAACCACAGCGCAAACCUCCACCACCACCAUCACCCCCACUACGACACCUCCCCCAUCCUACCCCGUUGAGAGCUACACCACCACCACCACCACAUCCACUACCACCUGUGAACCCGAAGUGUGCGCCUGGAGUGAAUGGUUCGACGUCGACUUCCCCUCCUCGGGGCCCAACCAGGGAGACUUUGAAACCUACCAGCACAUCCGGGCCGCCGGCAAGCAAGUCUGCCAACAUCCAAAGGAAAUCGAGUGCCAGGCGGAGGACUACCCCGACGUCGCCAUCCAACAGGUCGGGCAGGUCGUGCAGUGCGACGUCCACUUUGGACUGGUGUGCAAGAACGAAGAGCAGACUGGCAAAUUUAAGAUGUGCCUCAACUACAAGAUCCGCGUCCUCUGCUGCACACCUAACUACAAUUGCCACACCGCCACAUCCUUGCCCACCACCAGACCCACCGUCACCCCCUUCCGCGGGUCAGCCACCACCACCCCAACCUCCACCACUGUAACCACCUCCACCUCCACCACGCAGCCCACCUCCUCUGAAACCACAGCGCAAACCUCCACCACCACCAUCACCCCCACUACGACACCUCCCCCAUCCUACCCCGUUGAGAGCUACACCACCACCACCACCACAUCCACUACCACCUGUGAACCCGAAGUGUGCGCCUGGAGUGAAUGGUUCGACGUCGACUUCCCCUCCUCGGGGCCCAACCAGGGAGACUUUGAAACCUACCAGCACAUCCGGGCCGCCGGCAAGCAAGUCUGCCAACAUCCAAAGGAAAUCGAGUGCCAGGCGGAGGACUACCCCGACGUCGCCAUCCAACAGGUCGGGCAGGUCGUGCAGUGCGACGUCCACUUUGGACUGGUGUGCAAGAACGAAGAGCAGACUGGCAAAUUUAAGAUGUGCCUCAACUACAAGAUCCGCGUCCUCUGCUGCACACCUAACUACAAUUGCCACACCGCCACAUCCUUGCCCACCACCAGACCCACCGUCACCCCCUUCCGCGGGUCAGCCACCACCACCCCAACCUCCACCACUGUAACCACCUCCACCUCCACCACGCAGCCCACCUCCUCUGAAACCACAGCGCAAACCUCCACCACCACCAUCACCCCCACUACGACACCUCCCCCAUCCUACCCCGUUGAGAGCUACACCACCACCACCACCACAUCCACUACCACCUGUGAACCCGAAGUGUGCGCCUGGAGUGAAUGGUUCGACGUCGACUUCCCCUCCUCGGGGCCCAACCAGGGAGACUUUGAAACCUACCAGCACAUCCGGGCCGCCGGCAAGCAAGUCUGCCAACAUCCAAAGGAAAUCGAGUGCCAGGCGGAGGACUACCCCGACGUCGCCAUCCAACAGGUCGGGCAGGUCGUGCAGUGCGACGUCCACUUUGGACUGGUGUGCAAGAACGAAGAGCAGACUGGCAAAUUUAAGAUGUGCCUCAACUACAAGAUCCGCGUCCUCUGCUGCACACCUAACUACAAUUGCCACACCGCCACAUCCUUGCCCACCACCAGACCCACCGUCACCCCCUUCCGCGGGUCAGCCACCACCACCCCAACCUCCACCACUGUAACCACCUCCACCUCCACCACGCAGCCCACCUCCUCUGAAACCACAGCGCAAACCUCCACCACCACCAUCACCCCCACUACGACACCUCCCCCAUCCUACCCCGUUGAGAGCUACACCACCACCACCACCACAUCCACUACCACCUGUGAACCCGAAGUGUGCGCCUGGAGUGAAUGGUUCGACGUCGACUUCCCCUCCUCGGGGCCCAACCAGGGAGACUUUGAAACCUACCAGCACAUCCGGGCCGCCGGCAAGCAAGUCUGCCAACAUCCAAAGGAAAUCGAGUGCCAGGCGGAGGACUACCCCGACGUCGCCAUCCAACAGGUCGGGCAGGUCGUGCAGUGCGACGUCCACUUUGGACUGGUGUGCAAGAACGAAGAGCAGACUGGCAAAUUUAAGAUGUGCCUCAACUACAAGAUCCGCGUCCUCUGCUGCACACCUAACUACAAUUGCCACACCGCCACAUCCUUGCCCACCACCAGACCCACCGUCACCCCCUUCCGCGGGUCAGCCACCACCACCCCAACCUCCACCACUGUAACCACCUCCACCUCCACCACGCAGCCCACCUCCUCUGAAACCACAGCGCAAACCUCCACCACCACCAUCACCCCCACUACGACACCUCCCCCAUCCUACCCCGUUGAGAGCUACACCACCACCACCACCACAUCCACUACCACCUGUGAACCCGAAGUGUGCGCCUGGAGUGAAUGGUUCGACGUCGACUUCCCCUCCUCGGGGCCCAACCAGGGAGACUUUGAAACCUACCAGCACAUCCGGGCCGCCGGCAAGCAAGUCUGCCAACAUCCAAAGGAAAUCGAGUGCCAGGCGGAGGACUACCCCGACGUCGCCAUCCAACAGGUCGGGCAGGUCGUGCAGUGCGACGUCCACUUUGGACUGGUGUGCAAGAACGAAGAGCAGACUGGCAAAUUUAAGAUGUGCCUCAACUACAAGAUCCGCGUCCUCUGCUGCACACCUAACUACAAUUGCCACACCGCCACAUCCUUGCCCACCACCAGACCCACCGUCACCCCCUUCCGCGGGUCAGCCACCACCACCCCAACCUCCACCACUGUAACCACCUCCACCUCCACCACGCAGCCCACCUCCUCUGAAACCACAGCGCAAACCUCCACCACCACCAUCACCCCCACUACGACACCUCCCCCAUCCUACCCCGUUGAGAGCUACACCAACACCACCACCACAUCCACUACCACCUGUGAACCCGAAGUGUGCUCCUGGAGUGAAUGGUUCGACGUCGACUUCCCCUCCUCGGGGCCCAACCAGGGAGACUUUGAAACCUACCAGCACAUCCGGGCCGCCGGCAAGCAAGUCUGCCAACAUCCAAAGGAAAUCGAGUGCCAGGCGGAGGACUACCCCGACGUCGCCAUCCAACAGGUCGGGCAGGUCGUGCAGUGCGACGUCCACUUUGGACUGGUGUGCAAGAACGAAGAGCAGACUGGCAAAUUUAAGAUGUGCCUCAACUACAAGAUCCGCGUCCUCUGCUGCACACCUAACUACAAUUGCCACACCGCCACAUCCUUGCCCACCACCAGACCCACCGUCACCCCCUUCCGCGGGUCAGCCACCACCACCCCAACCUCCACCACUGUAACCACCUCCACCUCCACCACGCAGCCCACCUCCUCUGAAACCACAGCGCAAACCUCCACCACCACCAUCACCCCCACUACGACACCUCCCCCAUCCUACCCCGUUGAGAGCUACACCACCACCACAUCCACUACCACCUGUGAACCCGAAGUGUGCGCCUGGAGUGAAUGGUUCGACGUCGACUUCCCCUCCUCGGGGCCCAACCAGGGAGACUUUGAAACCUACCAGCACAUCCGGGCCGCCGGCAAGCAAGUCUGCCAACAUCCAAAGGAAAUCGAGUGCCAGGCGGAGGACUACCCCGACGUCGCCAUCCAACAGGUCGGGCAGGUCGUGCAGUGCGACGUCCACUUUGGACUGGUGUGCAAGAACGAAGAGCAGACUGGCAAAUUUAAGAUGUGCCUCAACUACAAGAUCCGCGUCCUCUGCUGCACACCUAACUACAAUUGCCACACCACCACAUCCUUGCCCACCACCAACCUUACCACUACUACCACACCUACAGUAUGCUGCACCACCACUUCUUCUACCCCUGUCUUAACACCUUGUUUCUGCAGAAUUGGGGAUGAUAUUUUUUCACCUGGUGACUUGAUUUACAACAGAAUGGAUAGUGAUGGAUGUAGAUUUUAUGCCAUCUGUAGUCCAACAUGUACAGUUGAACGACACACUGCAUAUUGUAACAUCACUACUCCUCUAACCACUAGUUCCCCUGAAUGGUCCACCACAACAACCUCAGUGCCUGUUCCUACCACUUCUCAAAGAAUUCCAUUUCCUGGUUGUGUAUCUUCUACUUACCCUCCCCUACAAAUUGGACAAAGAUACAAACUAACCAACUGUACAGAACUCAUCUGUAAGGGAGACAACAAGGUAGAAGUAAUUCCAACGCACUGCCCACCUGUAAAGGAAAUCACUUGUGCAAACAAAUACCCGGCAAUACUGGUACCUGAUGAAAACGGCUGCUGUUACCAUUAUGAGUGUCAAUGUGUGUGCAGUGGAUGGGGUGAUCCUCAUUAUAUUACUUUUGAUGGAACCUACUAUACUUUCCUUGAAAACUGCACUUACGUUCUGGUGAAACAGAUUGUACCGAAAUAUGACAACUUCCGUGUUUACAUUGACAAUUAUUACUGCGAUGCAAAAGAUGGACUUUCCUGCCCUAAAUCCAUUAUUAUUUUCUACAAAUCCGCAGAAGUGGUGCUGACCCGUCAACUCAUGAAUGGUGUUAUGACCAAUGUGAUGUAUUUCAACAAAAAGAUUGUCAAACCAGGCUUCAAAAAAGAUGGCAUUUCUUUCUCCACACUUGGCAUCAACAUGAUUGUUGAAAUACCAGAGAUUGGUGCAACCAUCACCUUUAGUGGGCUGAUUUUCUCCGUGAAACUCCCAUACAGCAAAUUUGGCAACAACACCGAAGGACAGUGUGGAACAUGUACGAAUAACAAAUUAGAUGAAUGCCGCUUACCAAGUGGUAAGAUCAUUUCUUCCUGUCCCCAAAUGGCUCAUCACUGGAUUGUUGAUAACAACAAGUCAUGCCAUGGAGUACCAGUACCACCAGUUGUAACAACACCUUCACCAAAGCCUCACUGUGAAACACCUCAACUCUGCAAGCUUAUCUGGAGCGAGAUUUUUGCAGAAUGCCAUGCCGUGAUACCACCAGAACCAUUUUUCAAAGGCUGUGUUUUUGAUGGGUGUCGCAUAGCUGAUGAAUCUAUGCAGUGUUCCAGUUUGGAGAUAUAUGCUACAGAGUGUGCUUCCAGAGGUGUCUGCAUUGACUGGAGAGGAAAGACCAACAAUACAUGCCCGUACAACUGUGCAGCAAACAUGGUAUACAAACCAUGUGGGCCUAUUAAUCCUGCUUCCUGUGACCCAAGCUUUGUUGAGCUUCCUGGCUAUGGAGUAACUGAAGGAUGUUUCUGUCCUGAAGGAAAGACACUCAUGAGUGGAAACAGCAACAUUUGUGUUUCUGAAUGCUCUUGUAGGGAACCAAAUGGACUGUCCAGAUCGCCAGGAGAAAAAUGGACAAGAGACUGCCAGGAAUGUGUCUGUGACAAAAACACUCUUAAAGUGCACUGUACAAAACACAAAUGUUCUUUGACACAGCAACUAUUUUGUGACGAACCAGGUUACAUGCCUGUUCAGAUACAGAUACCAGAAGAUCCAUGCUGUACCAGGACUGAGUGCUACUGCAACACUAGCCUCUGCCCUGAGGUCACACCCCAGUGCUUAGAAGGACAGGAAGUAGUCACAACAAUGCAGCCUGGCAAAUGCUGUCCUACCUUUGAAUGCAGACGUGGCUGUGUAGUCAAUGAAACCUACUAUGCACCUGGAGGUGUCGUUCCAUCAGGCCCCUGUGAAGAAUGCACCUGCUCUGAAUCCUUUUACCCAAGCCCUCAUCACACCACUGUCAAGUGCAAGCCUGUUAUUUGUGACACAUACUGCCCAGUGGGUUAUAAGUAUACAAAGAUACCUGGACAGUGCUGCGGCACGUGCAAGGCAGCGGCGUGUAUAGUAACCGUGGGAGACAACAUUACACGCAUGAUCCAAGUUGGAGAAUACUGGAACCCACCUGGUGAUAACUGUACAACUUACACAUGUGAAAAAUAUGACGACCAGUUCAUUCAAGUCAUCUUUCAGAAAAGAUGUCCUGACUUUGACCCUGACAACUGUGAUCCAGAUGACAUCAUACUAUCUGACGAUGGCUGCUGUAAAAAGUGCCAAGGAAAUCUGAAGAGUUGCAAGAAGCACAAUACUACUACUGUCAUCAAAUAUCGUGGAUGUGUAUCUCCUGCACCUGUUGAGAUGACAUACUGUGAAGGCAGCUGUGAUGCUUCCUCACGAUAUUCUCCAGAGGCAAACGCGAUGGAACAUAAAUGCUCAUGUUGUCAGGAAAUCAAGACCAGUCAAAGAAAGGUCACUCUGACAUGCAGUGAUGGAACCUACCUUGAUCACUCAUACACCUAUGUGGAGAAAUGCAGCUGUGUUAACACUGAGUGCAUUCCCCAAGACAGCAGCCAACAGGCAACAAACCAGAUAAAGGCCUCUCAGGAACAAGUGAAUGUCAAAAAUUAGAACUAGAGACAAGUCGUCAAACAAUGGUUGAAAAUAAGACUAAAAAAAACUUUAAAAAAUACACAAGUGUCAAAAGCAGCUAAAAUUUUUGAUGAACAGAUGAUAUUUUUGUGUACAAACUCAAUAUGUCUGACUACACUAUUUCAUUUUUCAUUACCAAUAUAUCUCCUGUUGUUUUUCAUGGUUUUUUCUUUUAUACCUUGAGAGGUACAGCACAAGGUCACUUUGACAUUUUCUGUUUGCUUGUCUUUUGAGAAGUGCUGUACCCUAAGACUGAGAGUUGGAUUUACACUUGCACAAAGUCUAUUAUGAGAACAACAUUCUUUUCUAGCUUGAAGCUUGCCUGGGGUGGCAUAAUAUAGAAGCUUGACAAUAUCUAAUAUUUCCAUUCAUGUAGACUGACCUUUUUUAUAACAUUUUCAUUCCAAUUGAUUGAGACAAAUCAAAAGCUAAAGUCCAAGAAAGAAGCAAACAAAAGCCAAGGAAAACUAUACCUGUCUGCUUCUUUUCUUUUUUUUUUUUUGCAUUAAGGAAAUCUUAGACUCCAAAAAGCCAUACCUUCUCAAAACUAUAAACUUCAAUAUUUUGAAUAAUUUAUAAUGGGCAUAUUUUCCUAUAUGUGAGAAAAAUAAAGUAAUCCUAUAAUGAGAAGCUGCUGCACACUACUCUUUGUUUACAUAACACCAUCAUCAUAUGAAUCUAUGGAUUUUUUUUUGUUUGUGGUUAACUGUUUACAGAAGAAGUAUAUAUAUAUAAUGUUAUAUUUUUUUUUGCCAAUGGGGGCAUAUGAAGGAUUUUUGUAAACACAAGAUAAUAAUAAUAAUAGUAAUUAAUAAUAAUAUAUGUAAACUCUUUCCUAGAGAGCUUUUAAAAGUUGAACUAUUGCUAUUUAUUUUGUUUUUGGAAAAUUGAUUUAUUGGGUCAUUUCUUUCAGAAUUAAUGUUAUUUCAUUUCUUAGUCAUAGUCAUGCUAUCUGGGUGUGGUAUAUUUCCUUCUAUUUUGUUUUGGAAUAUUGUUUUAUUUUUGUUCUUUAUGGAAAAAAGUAAUGAUGAUUAAUAAAUUUUAAGCAUUUUA
Calidris pugnax (ruff) is the source of this 13509-nucleotide messenger RNA. RefSeq names its product mucin 5AC, oligomeric mucus/gel-forming (gene MUC5AC). Gene Ontology annotation, cellular component: extracellular matrix. The transcript is spliced from 49 exons. Bases 31 to 12435 code for a protein of 4134 amino acids. The record is from RefSeq and is a predicted model, not a curated record. Gene Ontology annotation, molecular function: protein binding. NCBI's taxonomy places the organism in Eukaryota, Metazoa, Chordata, Aves, Charadriiformes, Scolopacidae.